UCAAACCACGCCGCCCUGAGCCACUGAAACUCGCACAUGCGCACACUAGAGGGAAGUGAAGUCCUUUUUGCUGUUGGAGUCGCAGGCUAGAGACGACUGACAAUGCAGCUGUUUGUGCGCACACAGAGCACCCACACCUUGGAGGUGACCGGGCAGGAGACUGUCCGGGACAUCAAGGCCCACGUUGAGUCUCUGGAAGGGUUUGCUGCUGAUGACCAGGUCAUCCUGCUGUCCGGCACCCCUCUGGAUGAUGAGGCUGUCCUGGGAAACUGCGGAGUCACUGAGCAGUGCACUCUGGAAGUGACCGCCAGGCUGCUGGGAGGCAAGGUCCACGGUUCCUUGGCUCGUGCUGGCAAAGUCAGAGGACAGACACCAAAGGUGGACAAGCAGGAGAAGAAGAAGAAGAAGACGGGGCGUGCCAAGCGUCGUAUCCAGUACAACCGUCGCUUCGUGAACGUGGUCCCCACCUUCGGCAAGAAGAAGGGACCCAACUCCAACUCCUAAACAUGCCCAGGCUGAUGGAACGGCUCUGCUCUGGGGAGAUGCAGAACAGACCGAGCCCAUUGCAGUGGGUCCUUCCUUCCUUUCUGUUGUAGUCUAUCUGAUCCUCUCUCUGCAGUAAUUUACCUGCUCAGUUCAAAUUUAACAGGAGUGUAGGGCACUAAAUUAAGAGAUGCUUUUACAUUUUCUCCAAUAGAUUCAGUAUGUGGCUUUGGUGUUGCUGUUUCGUGUUAAAUUAACAUGGGGAAGGAUCUGAAGCAAAGAGCCACAUGCCAGGCUUGCCUGCAAUUGUACUUUGAGAAGAAUUUAAUAAAACACAAUUUAUCACCUGGAAA
This is a messenger RNA of Polyodon spathula (Mississippi paddlefish), 836 nucleotides long. Its product is annotated as ubiquitin-like protein FUBI. Bases 103 to 504 code for a protein of 133 amino acids. The transcript is spliced from 5 exons. Gene Ontology annotation, cellular component: ribosome; cytosolic small ribosomal subunit. Gene Ontology annotation, molecular function: structural constituent of ribosome; protein binding. Gene Ontology annotation, biological process: translation. NCBI's taxonomy places the organism in Eukaryota, Metazoa, Chordata, Actinopteri, Acipenseriformes, Polyodontidae. The record is from RefSeq and is a predicted model, not a curated record.